UGCCUUAUCAUGCUUUUCUGCCUAUGUUCACCUCGUCCUCUUCCUUUAAAAUCUUACCAACUGUCUUUCUCUCCCUCCCUCUGAUUCUCUGUGGCUGGUGGUUCAUGUAAUGAGCUCUCUGUGCUGGUUGAUGCAGUUGAAUCAUCUCUAAAGCCUCGUUUGGACUCUUCUACUUGUAUCGUUUUCAGACCCACCAUAUUCACAACACACCCUCUCUAUCUAUCUUUCAUCCUGUGAGCACCAGCUCCAGUUUCUCUUUGUACUCUUCUCCUUGUAACUCGCCUCCUAAGUACCACUACUUCUUCUGUGCUAAUCGCCAAACUCCCACCUGAGAGGUUUCUAAUGAAGUGCCAUUUCCUAAGUCCCGAGAUUACGAGAAUGGUGCGGUUCAACGUCUCCGUUGUCCUAGCGAUUGUCGCGGUUGCGUCCGUUAUGCUAGAGGGGGUGGCAGGAUCAAUGGUGACGUGCUCGGGGAUAGUGCCGAUGAGGUACCGGAAUGACAAGAUAUCGAUAACGGACUUUGGAGGGGUCGGGGACGGGCGGACGGUGAACACCAAGGCGUUCAGGGAGGCAAUAUACCGGAUUCAGCACCUACGGCGGAGGGGCGGCACCCUCCUCUAUGUCCCUCCCGGGGUGUACCUCACCGGCAGCUUCAGCCUCACCAGCCACAUGACCCUUUACCUGGCCCGGGGGGCCAUCAUCAAGGCCACCCAGGAUACUUGGAAUUGGCCUCUGAUCGCACCCUUGCCUUCUUAUGGAAGAGGGAGGGAACGUCCUGGAAGGAGGUAUAUGAGUCUCAUUCAAGGAUAUGGCCUUCGAGAUGUGGUAAUCACGGGUGAGAACGGGACGAUCGAUGGUCAGGGAGAGGUAUGGUGGAACAUGUGGAGGCAGGGCACUCUCCGCUAUACUCGACCGCAUCUUGUUGAAUUCAUGGAUUCCAGAAGCAUCGUGAUCUCCAACGUGGUUCUCAAGAAUUCCCCCUUUUGGAACAUUCACCCUGUUUAUUGCAGCAACGUUGUUAUCAGAUAUGUAACCAUUCUGGCCCCUUACGACUCUCCCAAUACUGACGGCAUUGAUCCAGAUUCCAGUUGCAAUGUCUGCAUAGAGGAUUCACAUAUAUCCGUUGGAGAUGAUCUCGUUUCGGUGAAAAGUGGAUGGGAUGAAUAUGGAAUACGAUACGGCCGUCGCAGCUCGGGGAUCACGAUACGGCGGAUAACUGGGUCGUCCCCUUUUGCUGGGAUUUCAGUGGGAAGCGAAACGUCCGGCGGGGUGGACAACGUCUUCGUCGAGAACAUAAACUUGUACGACACGGGCAUAGGAAUCCACAUCAAAACAAACAUCGGGAGGGGUGGGUUCAUAAAAGACAUAACCGUGUCCAACGUGUACAUGGAGAACGUGCGAAAGGGCAUACGCAUCAUGGGGAACGUCGGCGACCACCCGGACGAUUACUACAACCCCAAUGCCCUCCCUUACGUCAAGGGCAUCCGAAUCAAGGACGUCUGGGGCGUGAAGGUCCAAGAGGCGGGCUUAAUACAGGGCCUGAAGAACGCGCCGUUCACCGGGAUCUGCCUCUCCAACAUCUAUCUCCACGGCGUGCCGGGGCAGAGGAGAGCGGCGUGGACUUGCUCCGACGUCACCGGAGCCGCACUCGAGGUGAGCCCCUGGGUGUGCUCGGAGCUUGCCAGCACCUAUCAAAGUGGCAUCUGCUAAUCUAAAGCUGGUGACACCUUUGCUGUUGCUGCAUAUGUAAGGACAUGUUUAUUCAACCAAGCUCUGCACCAUCAUCACCCUAUCCACUCUCGCUCUCUCUUCUUACCAUAUUUGACGGGCCAUGAUCUUGAGAUUCUAUCGACAUGGAUACAUAAUUGUCGCGAAGACUUAUCGAAUUUUGCCCGAAAAGCUCAUACAAACCACUGGGUAGAUUAGCAACAUCUGAUCAUUACAUGAAUCCAACAGUGUUGUUAUAUACAGUACAAAGCGCAGUACAAACCCUACUAUCCAUCUCGCAUGCCAUCUAUCUCGGCAACGUGUUCAGAUUGUCCAUCUCUCAAGGAUGCAACUUUAUUUACACACAGACGUAUUAGAUAAGUAAAAAGAGGCUAAUCCCUAUAAGUAGAACCAUCGCAAAAA
Messenger RNA from Syzygium oleosum, 2130 nucleotides. Its product is annotated as probable polygalacturonase. The transcript has 6 exons. The record is from RefSeq and is a predicted model, not a curated record. Gene Ontology annotation, molecular function: polygalacturonase activity. Lineage: Eukaryota; Viridiplantae; Streptophyta; Magnoliopsida; Myrtales; Myrtaceae. Gene Ontology annotation, biological process: carbohydrate metabolic process. The coding region runs from base 343 to 1710 and encodes 455 amino acids.